AUGGCAUCCACGGAUCGCGAAGCACUGAUUGCCCUGUUUCGUUCGACCGGCGGGGCUGGAUGGAAGCGAAGAGACAAAUGGGACACAGAUGCUGUCCUAGCGACAUGGGAUGGAGCUGAAGUCAACGACCAAGGCCGAGUGGUCGGGCUUCACCUGUCGUCGAACAACCUACAAGGCAACAUCCCGCCAGAGCCAGGAGAUCUCCGACAGCUGCAGAGGCUGUGCCUCAGCGACAACCACCUCACAGGGCCAAUACCCAAGGAGCUGGGAGCUCUAGCAAACCUGACGUCCCUGGCUCUUCAGGACAACAAGCUCACUGGCCCCAUCCCCGUGGAGCUUGGACGGCUCGCCGUACUGGAGUACCUCGACCUUGGGGUGAACAAACUAACUGGUCCUAUCCCUCCGGAGCUAGGGAAGCUUGGCGCCUUGAAGGCACUCGAUCUCAGCAUCAACAAGUUAGAUGGCAACAUCCCGCCAGAGCUAGGAGAUCUCCGACAGCUGCAGAGGCUGUGGCUCAGCGACAACCACCUCACAGGACCCAUUCCCAAGGAGCUGGGAGCGCUGAGUAAGCUGAAAGACCUUCGGCUCGGAAAAAACGGGCUCACAGGUGCGAUCCCGACGCAGCUCGGCGCUCUCACUAAGCUCACGUGGCUCAACCUGUCCAGCAACGAGUUAGAUGGGCACAUCCCACCACAGCUAGGGAAUCUGCGCGCCUUGGAGAACCUCUACCUCGCUAGCAACUCUUUAGAGGGUGCGAUCCCCGCUCAGCUCGGCGCUCUCAACAGUGUAACGUGGCUCGACCUGUCCUACAACCAGCUCAGCGGACUCAUUCCCAAGGAGCUGGGAGCGCUGAGUAAGCUGAAAAGUCUUUUGCUCGGAGGAAACCGGCUCACAGGCACCAUCCCGGCGGAGCUGGGAAAACUCACGGCACUGCUAGGGCUAUACCUCAUCGGGAACGAGUUGAGCGCUCUCUGGGACCAUACCCAAGAUGUUCAAGAUAUCGACCCCAAAGAGAGAGGUGACAGCAUGUCAGGUGGAACAAUGCCCAGCCAGCUGUGCCGGUUGCUUGACGUCCUCGACCCUGUUCCAUCGAGGUACGUUGGCCUCGGGGGCAACCCAUGGACUGAACCACCAGAGUCGGUCGUGGCCAAAGGUCCGAAGAGUAUCCGAGGAUAUUUCGAAGACCUGUAUGCGGAGCCCUGCCGGAUCACGCGCAGCAGCGUCAAGGUUGUACUUGUCGGGCAGGAAGGCGCGGGAAAAACGAGCUUGCGCCAAAGCAUGAAGGCCAACAAAGCAUCUCCUACGGGCAAGUGGAAUGAGGAGAGCACUGUGUUUGCGAACGUGGAACCCAUGGAGCUAGACGGCUCAUCCGUCCGGGUGUACGACUGUGCUGGACAGGUCGCCUACACGGGGCUGCUGCAGAUGUUCCUGACGCCACGGUCGGUUUGCGUGCUCGUGUGCAACGCGGGGGAGUUCGGACAGCGGCGAGGUAGCGAAGACUGUGGUGAGGUUGAGCAGGAAGACUGCCGCAAGCUGGAAGAAUUGCGGGUUUGCGAUUGGUUGCGAUCGAUAUCUCGACGCGUCCCCGACAACGACGUCAUCCUCGUCGCCACCAAGUGUGACCUGGUGGGCGGGAACGCAGGGGAAAUUGGCAGUAGAAUGGAGAAUUCCUGUCGGACGUGGCUAUCGGGCUGGGUUCGCAAUGGUAUGCAGCCCGUGCGGUUGGAGCCUCACGUUUGCCUCACGAGCUGCUUCCCAAUAAGAGUUGGUGAGCACGGCGAGAGAAGCGCUGGGAACCAUGUGUGGAAGGGGGGUUGGGCGUGCGACUGGCGAAACGUGGAAGACGAUCAACCCUCGCCCAGUUUUCUUCACCGGCUCGUCAACAAGCCUGACGGAAGGGGUCUCCGCGGAGCUCAGAUGGUGCUUCCUCGCAGCUGGGAUGUUGCCCUCGCUGUUCUGGAAGCUCUCGAGCAUGGACGAGAUCCCGUGGAGGUGGUAUUACGCAAGUCUCCCGAACCUGACAGAGGAGAUGAGACGGAAACGGGGGGCAAAGCAGACGUGUAUCAGGGGAUCACGGUCGAGGAGCUCGGCACCAAAUGGCAGGAAACAGUGGACGAGCUUGAGCGGAGAGGAAUCACCGUCACAAACAUGAUGAAUGCCUUGGAGGGAGCUCUCUCCAUUAGGGAGUUCGACGGAUCACUCGUCCGCCACGAGAAAUUUGUCUUUCUGGACGUCGUUUGGCUGUCGAGAAUCCUCAAGCCCUUGCUCAAUCACAAGGAUCAACGGACCUUUGACGGCCGCGUGAAGCUUGGGGACACGGGCGACACGCGCAUCACCCUCCACGACCAGUCAGACAUCGAUUCGUGGGACAGGCUCAAGAGCGAGGGCGUGCUUGAGCCCAGGUUGGCGAAUGCCAUGUGGCCGCAUGGUCUGUCGGAGUAUGUCCUCCCUACCCUUGUAUCCGUUGGUCUCACUUUCCCGCUUGAAGGCGAUCCUGAUGCCGGCCUGGUAGUUCUGCUUAGGCUAGAGCCACACCGCCCCGAGAGUGUCGGCGAAGUGAUCGACACAUUCUGCUCAAAGCACACCCCGGCAUUCAGCGCCAGUUGGGAGAUUUUCCUCGGUGUACCGCCUGGUGCGAUUGAAAAGGUGCUGACACGGUGCUGCGGUCUUGGUGACGUGCAAACCUUCUGGCGAUAUGGGGUUCUGGUGCAUGGUGGUCUCGGCGACCUAGAUGGGCGCGGGAUAUUCGCUGUGGUUGUGGAAUACUCAUCCACUGACAAUGAGCUCACUGCUCAGAUUUUCGGCGAUAUCAGCACUCCAGCUCCGUGGGUGGCGCUGUCAUACGUCAUGUCUGCCGUGAGCUUGAUGCUGGUGGAUUUUCCAGGACUGCGCUGGAAAGGCUGUUUGAAGUGUCCUCAGCAUGGUAACGAGAUGCCCUUCGCCAACAAGGUGAAUCGCGCUGGAGACAAGUUUCUGGAACGCAAAUGCCCACGUUGCAGUCCUGAAACCAGGGGCCUCGGGGCCGCGGCUAUCGAUCUGGUCUGCUUGGUGGAUAUCCGACUGGACCGAGACGUGAUUUUCCGGGAGGUGAAGGCCAGGUUUGUCGUCCUGGAGAGUCAGUACUUCUCUUGCCCGACGGGUAGCUCCAAGACCGAGGAUGAGUUGUUGCGAAAGAUCGAAGACAUGGCCAUCGCUAUGAAGGUGAUGACGGGAAGGCUGGACACGGUGCUAGAAAGCACCCAGGAAAGCCUGAUGCGCCUGAAGAACUUACAGGCCCCGAACUACCUUUACCCCCGCCUUGUGGUUGUCAAGAAGGAUGGAAAUGGUGGCAGAUCUUCGAGGGCCACAGGGUGGAAAAGGUGUCUCCCGAGCAAACUUCGUGGCAUGGGAAAGAAGGACAUGACCCUGCACUUCUUGUGCCCGGUCGACAUGACUGAGGUGCCGUGCGGCCCUGGUGGUGAAGGCUAUCGAUUUCGGGAGAUGCGUGACUGGGUGAAGAAAAUAUCACCUGUCCUUCAGGUGACCUUGGUGACCGCGAAGGUGGCGCUGAACGCGGUGACGGGAUUGAACGUGGAUGUCUCGGGUUUCCUGAAGGACGUGCAGGACGGGUUGUUGGGUGAGAUCGUCGACCGCACUCUCGACGAGGACGCGCUACUUCGUGCUGUUUCGGGUGACGGCGCCAUCGACACAGACUUGCAAAGGGAUACGAGGGCCUCGUACGAAGCGCUGAAGGCUUUCAUGGAAAACGAGGAACGCAGGAGGCGGAAGAACGCCAGGGAUGGUGAUGGCUACAUAGACUUCAGGGACAAGAUGAAGCUUUUACCAGACGGGAGAGGGGGGGAGGUGUGGAUUCGGAACGAGAACGUUCAAAAGUGGCUAGACUCAAAUUCGAGCCCUGCACCAUCGCGCUAGCAUUGUUCUCGUUCGUUUUGUGAACUCCUUAGGAUGGGAGGGGACGGACCGGCGAACCGCGAAAGGGUUGUUGGAACCCGAAAGAGAGGAAUCAGCGAAGUAGGGGAGGGGGCUGCAGAAGUCUCUCGCUCUGGUAGCUCUACGAGUGCGUGGGGUCAAAGACAACACGUGGGAAAACGGAAGCAAAGAAAGGGCCCUUCUCGUUGCUGCUGAAAUGUACGUCGUAAACUCCUCCCGGUGGAGGUUACGUAUGUCAUCUGCGUCCACCGUGUUUUCGACUUUGUUCUUGUUUGCUCUUUCUGUGCAGUCGCACAGGCGAGGUGUGUGUUUGCUUU
Messenger RNA from Ectocarpus siliculosus, 4247 nucleotides. Lineage: Eukaryota; Phaeophyceae; Ectocarpales; Ectocarpaceae. The record is from the annotation of a GenBank genome assembly.